CGUCCUUGUUUGCACGAGUUACUGGAGGGGAGCAGGAUUCCUCUUCCUGACAAGCCUGCUCCACGGAAGAAGUCUCCUGAGUUGGAGGCAAGGCUUGCCAAGAUCAAGGCGCAGAUCGAAGAGCAGGAGUACGACAUGAUGACAAGAGACGUCCGGAGGGCAGAGUUGGACCAAGGGGAUCCCUCAGAUUUUAAAUCUGCCUCAGGCGCUAUAGGGGAGGGGCUCAAUGUGCUUGUCACCAAAGGCACCGCCUUUGCUACGGGAUAUUAUGCAUCAGUCGCGGCAUGGGGAACGGAUCCGUUCUGGAACACGAUCGCGGGGCUAGUGGGGCUGAUCAUCGGAUUUUUCAUCGAGACGACCCUGUUUGUUGCGAGGUCGUCAAGG
This is a messenger RNA of Guillardia theta CCMP2712, 384 nucleotides long. RefSeq lists its product as hypothetical. Gene Ontology annotation, cellular component: endomembrane system. Gene Ontology annotation, biological process: vacuolar proton-transporting V-type ATPase complex assembly. The annotation marks the transcript as partial. Lineage: Eukaryota; Cryptophyceae; Pyrenomonadales; Geminigeraceae. The record is from RefSeq and is a predicted model, not a curated record. The transcript has a single exon.